AUGUCACUCUUAAUUCCCACCUAUAAUGAUUAUACGGAUGCUCACGAAGGUUCUGCUCAACAGGAACAAUACUAUAAAGAGUGGGAAAAGCUUAAAACCAAGAGAAACGACCAAGGACGAUUAGAAUUUCCCUGGGAUUUUGAGGUAGUUCAAGGUUUUUUCAAGCAGAGCGAUCCCAAUACCAACGAUGAGGUUUUCAAUUAUGCAACUGAUCACAUGGGACGCCUCAAGCCCUGGUCUGAAAUAAUUUCAAGGCUUUCUGAAAUGAAUAGAUCUGCACCAGAAAAUGUUGAAUACAAGUUACUCUUCCUUGCUCGACACGGUAAUGGAUACCACAACUUUGUUGUGGAAAAAUACGGUAUUGAGGCAUGGAGUGCAAAGUACCAUUCAAUGGAGGAAGUUGAUGGUAUUAGAUAUGCGCCGGAUCCGGAGUUAACUGAGUUGGGAAUCGCGCAAGCAGAAGAAAACCAUCAGUUUUGGGUUAGUGAACUAAACGAAGGAGCGCCGAUUCCAAGCAAAUUUUACGUAUCGCCGUUGCAGAGGUCCUGUAAAACAUUACAAAUCACAUGGAAGGACUUGAAACCACAAGAUAAACAUCCGCUAGUUGUUGAAAAAAUCAGAGAGACAAUUGGCUUGAAUCUUUGCGAUAAGAGAUCUUCAAAGUCAAAAAUCAAUGAGAGGUUUGGCAAAUUUGGAUAUAACACUGAUGGAAUUACAGAGGAGGAAGACGUAUACUUUACCUACGAUAAAAGAGAAACUAUGAUUGAACAGUCAGUGAGGGUAAAUGAGUUCUUACAGCAAUUGUUUGAGCUGGAUUGUUAUACCGAUGGUAAAGUCAAUAAAAGUUUAGCAGAGGAAAGUACAUUUAUUUCAACUCAUUCGCAUGCUGGUACAAUUAGAUGUUUCUUGAACGUUAUUAAACAUCGGAAUUUCACAAUUCUGACUGGUGGAAUGAUACCUGUGGUUAUAAAGGGGACUAGAAGAUACUAA
Messenger RNA from Lodderomyces oxycetoniae, 990 nucleotides. RefSeq lists its product as uncharacterized. Gene Ontology annotation, molecular function: phosphatase activity. The record is from RefSeq and is a predicted model, not a curated record. Lineage: Eukaryota; Fungi; Ascomycota; Pichiomycetes; Serinales; Debaryomycetaceae. The transcript has a single exon. Gene Ontology annotation, cellular component: cytoplasm. The coding region runs from base 1 to 990 and encodes 329 amino acids.